ACUGGUAAUUCCACGAAUUCGCACUUCAGUGCACUUUACACACUUUGGAACAUUAUUUUUAACAUUCUUACACUAAAGUCACAUUAACAGAAGCAGCCAGAAUCAAGCGCCGAUAAAAUACUGUUCACACUGUUAAGAUGGCCUUGAACGAUCAAACAUUUAGCCUUAAUGAGCUCCCGAUUGCACCAGUUGGGGCGCAACCGCAGACAUUCCAGCCAAGUCUGCUUGAUCCUACCUCCAUGAUCCUGUACAAUAGUUUGGGCAGAAAGCACAUGAGCAGUGAUUCCUUGCUAUCUACCACAAGACUGGCUGGUGACCAGCUCAACAUGACCAUUAAUCAGCAGUUCGUUUCCCUCAAGGGCACCAUGAGUUAUUCUGAGCUCUUGCAAGGGCUUUUGUAUCAGGGGGAGAAACUGGGACAGUAUGGAACAUUCAAGGCCCUUCAGUUCUCAUAUCUGACCAUUUCUGAUGAGAACAAUGUAACCAUGACCACCAGACCUAGUGGUGUGUGCAUGCUGACUGACAAGCGACUCCUAUUUCUCUCUUCUCAAGCCAGCCAUAGUUCCUCAAUGCAGGAAGUUGGUGAUGCUAAAAAGCUCCCUGGUGGCUACUCCCUCAACGCAAGCCUUGGAGACAGCACCUUCUACUUGCCCAUUCCCCUAAGGCUGUUCCGAAGUGUCGAGAUGAAUGGCAAAUCUGGAGUUAGUGGGGAAGUGAUGAUUUCCGGCAAGGAACCCGCUUGUGGAGGUUUUUGUGGAAUUUGUGGAAUGUUGAAAGAAUGGUCGGCAGGCCCUGUAACCAUCAGUCAGCUUAACGAAAUGUGUGUGAAUAUUGGGCUACUUCUUCCCCCAUGGGAGAGGCGUGGCUAUCUACAUAUCUUUGUCACGCCAGACACCCCAAAUUCUGUGGUGCGAGACUUCGUGGCACUUCUUCAGCAGCAUGCUCAUGGCCUCCAUUAAUAUCCCAUCCCUGGGUAGAGCUUGGCUAACUAUUUGAUGUUUUUAGAGAGUCUUAAGUUUUAUAAUGUCUAAAUUGUGUAAAGCAUUUGUAACCAGUUUUAUGCCGGUGCAAGCCAGUUAUGAUAAGCAGUAGAAGCUAUUUUUAAUUAUCCCUGCUCCAACUAGAACAGUGUUUAGCCAUAGCCAUUACAAUAGUUGUCACUCACCUGUCAUUAGAUCUAUUACAUUUAUUGGUAAAAUAUAAAAUGAUGUUUGCUUUAUAACUUGAAAACCAAUAAAGAUCAUUUACAUUAA
Messenger RNA from Nematostella vectensis (starlet sea anemone), 1253 nucleotides. RefSeq lists its product as uncharacterized. NCBI's taxonomy places the organism in Eukaryota, Metazoa, Cnidaria, Anthozoa, Actiniaria, Edwardsiidae. The record is from RefSeq and is a predicted model, not a curated record. The transcript has 5 exons. The coding region runs from base 138 to 959 and encodes 273 amino acids.